Messenger RNA from Gossypium raimondii (Peruvian cotton), 7189 nucleotides. Its product is annotated as putative pentatricopeptide repeat-containing protein At5g59200, chloroplastic. Gene Ontology annotation, biological process: RNA modification. The transcript has 3 exons. The record is from RefSeq and is a predicted model, not a curated record. Gene Ontology annotation, molecular function: protein binding; RNA binding; zinc ion binding. The coding region runs from base 4524 to 6440 and encodes 638 amino acids. Lineage: Eukaryota; Viridiplantae; Streptophyta; Magnoliopsida; Malvales; Malvaceae.
AACCUCUUCUUAUCCUCUUUAUUAAUCAUCAUUUGGUUAAUCUUCCGUAUUAUCGUUUCAAAAUAUGCCUUUGGAAUUAUAUAAAUUAUUCUUUAAUAUUUUAUUUGAUUUUCUUUAUUUUUUGUAGAAAUUCUCCUAUACUUUCCACUCUCUUCAUUUCGCCAAAAGUUGUUUUUGACUGUGCAGCUAGUGCAAGUGGCCAAGUAGUUGCUUCCUGCUUCAUUUGUGUGUGUGUUUUCUAAUUUAGUAUGAUUUUUCUUUUUAAAGAAACAACUUUUUUACUGGUAGAAGAUUUGGGUCUGGAUCUAGGAUUUCAGGUUCAAGCAACGAUGUUAUUCAUAAAUGUUACUUUUUGAACUUAAGGCUAGGGUUUGUUCAUGCUUUAAAAGUUUUAGCAUAUUUUAAGCCCUUUUGCUUUGAACUAUUAAAACCAAGACUUUGUUUUUUGGCUUAGAAAUUUUAAUAGUGUUUUAGUUUGGGCUAGGAUUUUGGUUAAGAAAUAUGGAAAAAAAAACAACAUAAAGAAUAGUAAACUUUGGUUUAUGUUGCAUGUUGUUUGAGUUUUAACAAUAGUAGUAGUUGAUGCAACCCUUGAUUUGUUUACCUUUCGUUUGUUUUCCUUUAAGCUUCUUAAUUUAGCAAAUUCAGCUGUUUUAUUGUGGUUUUGAAAUCCAAUGAAAUAUUUUUGAUGCCUAUUUCUUUUUUAUUCAAAAAAUGGCAAUCUUGGAUGUUUGAUAAGUCUUUUAAACACUUCUUCUUAGUCUUUAAACUUGUUUAUAGCUUACUCCAAGCCUUUAUAAUAUGAUUAUAUAUAUGAAAAAGUUCCCCCUUUUCAAGCUUGUCUUGGAAGACGCCAGAAUCUGGGUUUAUAACCAGCUGCAUUAAUAAUGAAAAAGAUAGAUAUGAUUGUAAAGGAUGAGGAGUUUCCAAGAAAAUUCUUUUAUCAUUCUUUGUGUUAUGAUAUUAAACUUCUUUUCACUUUCCCAAAAUUAUGUUUUCUGGUCGUUUGCUAUGUAACUUGUCACAAAUUCUAGGCUGUUGACUUGAUGUUUUAACUUUUAAUUCUUUAUAUAUGUUUUUAGUUAACCAAAGUACAGAUUCAUGUCUUUUGAAAGGAACUUCCAUCUUCAAUUCAUUCAUGUUAGAAGGCAAUACAUUUUUCUGCAAAACUUUAGAUCAUUCCUUUGUGUCUUCGGUACUAUUUAUAAGGGUUUGAAGAUUGUUUUGUUCGGAGUUUUAUUGGUUUUUGGUGGAAUCAAGGUAUCUUCAAUGUCCAUUUUACUGUCCAUGGGGACCAAUCCUUUGUGCCUUGCCAUUGCACUCAACAGUUGUUGGUUGCUCAGAGUGUCAUUGUUGAUGAUGUUUAUGGAAUGUAAGAUAUUGGCAACUUUAAGAAAUGUUCAUGGAUGUCAUAACGGUGACAUUUAUGUUAUAUUUCUUGGGAUUGUCAGAAUCAUGAGUUGUAGAUGCAUUUCUAAUUUUCAUUUUGAGAUUGACACGCAUUGUCAAUUGACAAUGAGAGAGAGCACGCUUGUUGCCAUUCAUGCAAGGGCAUGGAUGUAUACAAGCGUGCUCUCUGUCGUUGUCAUAUGAUUUGUUCAAAGCUGUCAUUUCUUGGUUAUCUAUCUCUGUUGGUGCAAUAGCUAGCAGGUGAUUUAGGGCACUGGUAAGUAACUUGUUCCAGAAAUAUUUUUGCUUUCAUUGCAUUGAACAUUCAAUAAUAGACAAAAAUAAAAUCUUUGCUUUCAUUUCAUUCAAAAUUAAAUAAAAGACAGACCAUGAAAUUAUUUUUUGGUGCAAAGGAGAUCGUAGAUAGGGGAGGAGUUGCAAAUGUCGAGAUUUGAACCCUAGACCUGAUGAUGUCACUUAUAAAGCGUGUCUACAUGAACUAGGUUUAGUGUUUCAGGUUCAUGCCUUCAAAUUUUUGUUUAGUUGGUUAUUUAACCUAGGCACAGGUAUAUGAAGUCCAUUUCCAAAGUGUAUUGAAUUUAUCACAAAGAGAGGUGGUUUCUCUUUGUUUAUGAUUGCAUGGUUUCCGUCACACACUUCUAAGAUUGGGACACAACUUAUGAUAAAAAUGUGAAGAUAAAUCUUAUCAGUAUAUGGUAACAUUAUUAAAACUAAAACCAAAUUUCAAACUUAUUUGAACCAAGUUAUGGAAUGCUUCUGUAUCAUAGGUGCAAAGCUGGCACUUGUUCCCCAUUAAAUUAUCUAAUUGUGAUGCAAACAAAGCAACUACCAUCAUAAAUGCCAUGGCCAACAAUUCUUGAUUCGCUACCAUCUUUACCAUGAGCAUAAGUGCAUCAAUACAUUGAGAAACAACAUGUAGCAUCUCUAUUGCACGAAUUCUUUAAUAUGCUUAUGUUUGAUGCUUCAUCAAUAGGAAGCGUAAUGUGAGUUUGACAUUACAUCAUAAAAGGGAAUACUACCCUUGUGAUUCUUGCAAUUGGAGUAGGAAGAAGAAGAAGUGCAAUCCGGCGGUUCUCUCUGGUUUGACUGACGAUACAUCUAACGUAGCCCUUCUCAACGUACUCUUUUGAUAUCUAUAUUCUGAAAACCUGUCUUCACUUGAACAGUACACAAUAAUCCUCUAGAUUGUUGAGCUAUAGUAAUUAGAGAAGAAGAUGGAAAAUCGAUGUGGUUUAGGUUGAUGUCAAAAAGAAUAUUGCAUUUAAAUAUGAAUAUAAUGAUAUAAUUAAUAUUUUAAAGAAAAUUAACUAAAUGAAACAAAAAAUAUUUAAACAUGAAUAAUUGUGAUUGCUUUGUUUUAUUUAGGUAUGUAUGCUUAGUAAAAUGUGUUUUGUGCUCAUUGCCCUCUUCCUUGUCCUUUUCUCUUUAUUUGCUACAACAUUCUCAGUUAGUGUUCAUAGCAUAAAAUAGCCUUUCAACUCAGGUUGAUCUGGCUCUUAAUAUUUCUUACAUAAUAUGGGGUUAUGAACCUCCGAGAAUCCUCCAAUUUGCAAAAAAAAAAAAAAAAAACAGAAAAAAUUGAACAUACCUAUACUGGUUACAUAGUUGUUUCUAACACUCGUUCCCCUAGCAUAGCUUGAAACUCCUACAUUCAAAGUCUGCUAUUGCUAAACUGUUUUGAUUUCAGUUGGUUCAAACUCUUUAAUUACUGCCCUUAGCCGGCCAUAAUAAAGCCCUAACAAGGUAAGUUUUCCCUAAAUUUUUUUUUACCUUACUGCAAUAGAAUCUAUUAGUAGCAUGGAUUAGUGAAUAACUGUCCUGUCUGACUUAAAGAUUGCAAGCAUGCUGGGAAUUAAAUUUAUUGAAGAUAAUGCAAAGAAAAUAAAUUUACUGUAGUUUCUUGAUUUUGUUGAAUUUAGUUUGGAAAAAAUUUCAAUAAAUUUGUUUAGAAUAUCUGUACAUCUUGAGUAUAGUAUGAAUUUAAGGCUUGGUUGAUCUGCUGAUUAUAGUUUAAUGUUAAACUUGUGUUAUUUAUAUUUUCUAAUUGUUUAGGAGUUCUUCUGGGUGGAAUUUGAUAAUUUCCUAUUGCUGAGACUUACCUCUUUGUUAUCCUUUAUGGAGUAGGAAUGAUAGCAGUUAGUGUGUACCAGGGCCUAGCGAGUGACCGGUAUUGGACAGGGAUGCUCGAAGAAAAAUUAAGAGUCCCGAGUUACGUACUUGCAAAUAGAGAACAAGUGUAUGGGUUUUGAGCAGUUAUGGUUUAUUUAGAUUUUUCAUCUACCAAUUUCUAACCAAUCCCACUUGGAAGAAACCAUCUGAUUUCAACCCUAACCCUAAUUUAUUAAAUUCAUAGCAUAUAUAGUACCAAAAACAGCUUUUCCUAAACCUUGAUGUUAGUUUUGUCAUGGAUUGUUAAACCAGUACGAAAAAGAGUAUGCAUCAUUACAAGAGCAGGGCAGGGUUUUCUUUUCUUGCCCGAGGGCAAAGAACUGCCUGAUUUACAUUUUGUUGUGGACCCUAAUAUAAUAAUAUCAUUUUAGCCAAAUCUGACACAGCUUCUGAGCAGUGACUGAUGGACUCCGUUUAACCCUUUUGGUUGAUGCGUGGCCAGUGGCCAUGGUGACUUGAGACCUAUGUUUAUGCAUUGCCAUCUUCGCCGUGAAGUUUUUUAUUCAAGCAGCCAUUAUCUCUUAUUCGAUCGCUAUUGUUAUUUAAUUACGUGGAAAUGGAAAAGAAUACGUGAACCUGUACAGUCAGCAUUCCUUAUUAUUUAAUAGGAGAGUGAUUAGUUUGAUCAAUAUUUUUAAAGGUGGUGACUAAAUAAAUUUUUUUAUUGACAAAAAUAGGAACAAUGUGAACGUGGUAGUUUAUCAUAUAUUUGAAAAGCGAAGGCAGAAAUUUAAGCAAAUAAUAUACAUGAUUUUUUUAAAUUAAAUAACAGUACAUGAACUAAAUUGACUCUCCAUGAAGCUUAAAUUAGCUAUAUAUGCAAAAAAAAAAAAAAAAAGUUUAUUGGUCAAAUAGAGAGCUGAGUGAAAGCUAGAAGAUAGAGCAAGCUAUGCUAUAAAUAUCCCUUCUGCUUCUAAGCAUUUGAAGUUAGAAAACGGCAGCCAAUGAGUUACUGUACGUUAGCCGUAGUCGGGAACUUCACUUACCCGUCGACUUCAACUUCAAAUCCGAACCCAAAAGUCUCCAUCUCCAACUCCACCCAACGCAGAAAAGAAUUCGUUUCUCUCUUAAAGAAUUGCAAAGACGCCAACCAAAUCCUACCAAUACAUGCCAAAAUCAUUAGAACAGGCCAUGACCAAGAUCCUUUCAUCCUCUUCGAGCUUCUUCGUCUUAGCUCCACCUUAUCCUCCGUUAAUUAUGCCUCCACCAUCUUUCAACUGGUCCAUAACCCAAAUGUGUUUCUCUACACUGCUCUCAUUGAUGGGUUUGUUUCGGCUGGUUCCUACUCUGAUGGGAUUAGCCUUUAUUUUCAAAUGAUUAAUCGAUUUAUUGUGCCGGAUAAGUAUGUGAUCACCGCGGUUUUGAAAGCUUGCGGGUCUCGUUUUGCUUUGCGAGAAGGAAAAGAGGUUCAUUGCCAAGCUUCGAAACUUGGGUUAAGCUCGAAUAGAUCGAUAACCAUGAAGCUGAUGGAGUUUUAUGGGAAGUGUGGGGAAUUUGAUGAUGCAAGGAAAGUGUUUGAUAAAAUGACGGAAAGAGAUGUUGUUGCCUCAACGAUCGUGAUCAAUUGUUUUCUUGACCAUGGAUUGGUAGAGCAGGCUAUUGAGGUUUUUGAUCGGGUAAGGGUUAAGGAUACUGUUUGCUGGACCGCGAUGAUUGAUGGGUUGGUGAGGAAUGGGGAGAUGAACAUGGCUUUGGAGAUGUUUAGGGAAAUGCAAAAGGGGAAUAUGAGGCCUAAUGAAGUUACUAUUGUUUGUGUUUUGUCAGCGUGCUCGCAAUUGGGAGCUUUAGAGCUUGGAAGAUGGGUUCAUUCGUACAUUGGAAAACACCAUAGGAUUGAGCUUAAUCAUUUUGUUGGCGGUGCACUGAUCAGCAUGUAUUCGAGGUGUGGUGAUAUCGAUGAGGCUGAACGUAUUUUUGCAAUGAUGAAAGAGAGAAAUGUGAUUACGUACAAUUUAAUGAUUUCAGGGCUUGCUAUGCAUGGGAAGAGUAUUCAAGCAAUUGAGAUUUUUCGAGGAAUGAUUAAGCAGGGGCUUUUGCCAACUAGUGUUACUUUUGUUGCUAUUUUGAAUGCCUGUAGCCAUGGAGGUUUGGUGAAUUUGGGGCUUGAGAUGUUCCAUUCUAUGAGUAGAGAUUAUGGGAUUCCACCACAGAUAGAGCACUAUGGAUGUAUUGUUGACCUUCUUGGUCGUGUAGGUCAUCUAAAAGAAGCUUAUAAUUUCAUUCAGAAUAUGGAAAUAGCACCUGAUCAUGUCAUGUUGGGGUCCUUGCUGAGUGCUUGUAAGAUUCAUGGAAACUUUGAAUUAGGCGAACAAGUUGCGAGAAUUUUAAUGAAUCAUGGAGUGGUAGAUUCGGGUACUUACGUUCUGCUGGCAAAUGUCUAUGCUUCAUCAGGGAAAUGGAAAGAAGCAGCUCAAAUAAGGGCAAAGAUGAAGGAGGGUGGAAUCCAAAAAGAACCAGGUUGUAGCUCCAUUGAAGUGAACAAUGAGAUACACGAGUUUCUUCUGGGAGACCUAAGGCACCCUCAAAAGGAAAAAAUAUAUAACAAGUUAGAGGAGUUGAACCAAGCAUUAAAAGAAGCAGGACAUAUUCCAGCAACAGAUGCUGUUUUGCAUGAUAUUGAAGACUGGGAGAAAGAGCAGGCUUUAGCAAUACACAGCGAGAGGCUUGCCAUAUGCUAUGGUCUAAUUUCUACUAAACCAGGUACUACAAUAAGGGUUGUAAAAAACUUGAGGGUUUGUGAUGAUUGUCACUCAAUGAUCAAGCUCAUUGCUAAGAUUACUGGAAGGAAAAUUGUGGUAAGGGAUCGCAAAAGAUUCCACCAUUUUGAGAAUGGGAAUUGCUCUUGUGGAGAUUACUGGUGAUUAAGAAUGAAGAUCCAAGCAUGAAGGUUGAGUAAAGCUACAGUUCGGCCAGCAUUGCUUGUAACAUUUCAUUGUUAUUCCUCUGUAGGAACUCUUUUGAACAGAGGAAGCUUAUGACAUAUACAAGUAAUCUGUAAAUAACAUGUCUGAUUUGGUGUCAGAUAGGUUAUAGAAAGUUCUGUUCGAAAAGGAUGGGUGCUUAGGUGAAGGUGGAGACCGGAGAAACGCGUCACUUCUACGAUGGAGGACAAUUUCUGGAACAUAAAGUAUAUGACAAUUUCAAACCUUAUAUUGGUAUGGAAUUCUAAUCCGAGGAGGUUGCCGUGAUUUACAACAAUGCAUUUGCCAAGCAUGUGGGAUUCAUUAAUCUAAUCGGUAAUUUCCAUCGUUCAGGUCUUGAUCUGUCAGUAAUCAGUCAUAGAUUGCUUUUGUAACAAAGAUGAAGUAGAAGUAGCUAGUAAGAAGACAAAAGGCUUGAAGGAAUGUCUUGCGGGAAGCAUCGUCAGGGUACAAUUCAGGCCCAAAAGCAGAUUAGUCAUAAAGCCAUGUGAAUGAUAAAACCCUUCUACAAAAGUUUCUUUUUUGUGUAUAACGAAACUGUGAAAUAUUCGUUCACCAGUCUGAUUUAAAGUCACCAAGACAUCCUUCUGUGAGCUAAUAACUAUAAGCGUAUUCCAUCUCUUUUACACUGCCAAUUUGAUGUAGUUUUCAUGUUGGAUUUUCCAAAUUCAAGCUCAACUUGUUGAUCA